This is a messenger RNA of Silurus meridionalis, 1000 nucleotides long. Its product is annotated as beta-microseminoprotein E1-like. The coding region runs from base 230 to 550 and encodes 106 amino acids. NCBI's taxonomy places the organism in Eukaryota, Metazoa, Chordata, Actinopteri, Siluriformes, Siluridae. The transcript has 5 exons. The record is from RefSeq and is a predicted model, not a curated record.
CACCAGCACUUCCACUUUGUAUGAGCCAUAGUCUUGUCUUAAUGCAGCAAAACAAUAGAUGAGCAACAGAAGGAAAUGACCUCUAUAAGUUGCUGGCAAACAGAACCGAUUGUUCCUUUUAUCACUUUUAUUUGCCCGAUUGUGGUGCUGGUGCGAGUAUAAAUGUGGGAGAUCCGGCAAGUGGAAUUCGCUCUGUAUCUUGUGGCCUUGAGAGAACUACCAUACAAGCAUGAAGUGUUUGCUCUUCGGUUUGGUCGUUUUUCUGGUUCCUCUUUUGAUUAAGGGAGAGUUUCCAGACUGUGAAACAACAUUUUUGGAACAAGGUCAGACGAGCUGCAUCGAUAACACGGAUGGGAUACAGCACGACCUGGAUUCCACUUGGAUCAACUCGCAAUGCUAUAAAUGUCACUGCUCGUCCGUCGGCAUGACUUGUUGCGACACGAUUGUACCACCAAACAACCCGAAUCCUAAACUCUGCACUGUGCAGUACGACUAUGACACGUGCCAGGCCCGAGUGGUCAACAGGGACGACCCGUCACUACCCUGCUAACAUGAUGAUUGAUACUGGAUUCUGAACAUUAAAAACAAAAUGCGACAUCAGAAUGUGUCCGGUAAAUUUAUUACAAUGAUCACAAUCACACUCAUGAUACCACACCCAAUAAAAACAUUUCUUAACACAGAUAUGUGUUUGUGGUUUAGGGGGACACUGCUUUUUUAACAAACACUGAAAUAUUAGUGUGUGUGCAACACCAACGGAUAUCACCUGUCCCAUAUAUAUUACAGCACAUUUAAAUUAUUUUAUUUCCAUAUCCCGGCUUGUUAUGAGGUCGAGGUCAAGGCACAUGGUAAACCAUUAUUCGGCCUGAAGCUGAGAGGGUUAGAGCUUUGGUCAAGGCCCCAACAAUGGCAGCUGGUUAAGCGGUGGGACUUCUGACCUUCCGAUCAGAAACCCAAUCAAACCCAUCCUGAGGCCAUCAAAAUAAAUUACAAUAUUCUAAAA